AAGCACAACGCCGACGAUCAAACGAAUUAUUUAACAAUCAAGACAAAUAAUUAUAAAUUAUAAUAGUGUUGUACCUAUUACAUUAUCAUUUACUUUUCCUCGCCGCGGCUGCAGCGGUACCCACCAUAGUAUCGGCCAAGGGCGGUCGACGGUUUGUGGUUACGUUAAUACGUUAGUAGUUUAGUUAGUACUUCAGUUCAGUUUGUCGCUCGACGCGGCUUAAUACGGUUAGUGUGUAUUCUAUGACGACGAAAACACUACGACAGUCGUCAGUCUCGAAUUCACGAUCCAUCAGUAUUCCGAACGGGGUUUGCGGAGUGCUAUUAUUUGGCGUCUUCGAAAGUUUUAAGUCACCAUGACGUCCUCCAAUGCCGUCCAGUCAGAAGUAAAAAAGCUUCCAUCUUCUGACCGUUUCUCAUUAUUACCAAAAAUAAUAAAUGGAGGUAUAGCUGGUAUUAUUGGAGUAACUGUAGUUUUCCCACUGGAUUUGGUUAAAACAAGACUUCAGAAUCAAAAGCCAGGUCCUGAUGGAUCUUUCAUGUAUAGAUCAAUGCUUGAUGCAUUUCGAAAGACAUAUGCUGCUGAAGGAUAUUUUGGAAUGUACCGAGGAUCUGCUGUAAAUAUUUUAUUAAUUACACCAGAAAAAGCCAUUAAAUUAGCAGCUAAUGAUCAAUUUCGACAUUGGUUGGCACCGCCUGGGAAGCCUUUAACGUUAAUACGCGAAAUGUUAGCCGGUGCAGGUGCUGGGCUUUUUCAAAUUGUUGUUACUACUCCUAUGGAACUAUUGAAAAUUCAAAUGCAAGAUGCUGGACGAGUUGCUGCACAAGCAAAAUUAGAAGGAAAAACUGUGCCAAAAAUAUCAGCUACAUCAUUGGCACGUGAAUUAGUUGCAUCCAAAGGGUUAUUAGGUCUUUACCGCGGUGUAGGAGCUACAGGAAUGCGUGAUGUAACAUUUUCCAUCAUUUACUUUCCAAUGUUUGCUAGGCUAAAUGCUUUGGGACCACGUAAAAAAGAUGGCUCUGGCGAUGCAGUAUUUUGGUGUUCAUUUGUAUCAGGUUGUGUAGCUGGUUCAUGUGCUGCUUUAGCUGUAAAUCCAAUUGAUGUAAUUAAAACUAGAUUGCAAGCAAUUAAAAAAUCUGAUGCCGAGGUAGAAUAUAAAGGAGUUGUUGACUGUUUUAUGAAAACAUUUCGUAAUGAAGGUCCUUUGGCAUUCUUCAGAGGUGGCGCAUGCCGAAUGAUAGUGAUUGCACCACUUUUUGGUAUCGCACAAACUAUUUAUUAUUUAGGGGUAGCUGAAAGAAUUAUGGGUGUGAAAAAAUAAAGAGGCAAUAUUCAGUGUAAAGCAAUAAAAAUGUAUCUGAAAUUAGUUCACUUUUAUCCUUACACAGUAUUAUUGUUAGCUCACUUUUGCGUUUUCACA
This is a messenger RNA of Melanaphis sacchari, 1420 nucleotides long. Its product is annotated as mitochondrial glutamate carrier 1-like. NCBI's taxonomy places the organism in Eukaryota, Metazoa, Arthropoda, Insecta, Hemiptera, Aphididae. Gene Ontology annotation, molecular function: L-glutamate transmembrane transporter activity; L-aspartate transmembrane transporter activity. The transcript has 8 exons. Gene Ontology annotation, biological process: L-glutamate transmembrane transport; malate-aspartate shuttle; aspartate transmembrane transport. The record is from RefSeq and is a predicted model, not a curated record. Bases 356 to 1321 code for a protein of 321 amino acids.